AGCAGCAGGUAAUGACCGGGGCCUUUUGGUGUUUCAGAUGCCGGUGACCUUCGAGGAGGUGGCUGUGUAUUUCACCCAGGGGCAGGGGGCUCUGCUGGACCCCGCUCAGAGAGCCCUCUACAGGGACGUCAUGCAGGAGAACUAUGAGACGGUGACCUCGCUGGGAUUCCCCCAUCCCAAACCUGAGCUGAUUGUCCGGCUGGAACGAGGGGAAGAGCCUUGGUUGCCCGAUCUCCGGACCUGCAAGGAAAGAAGGCUUCCGAGAUGCACCCAUACAGUGACCAGACUGAGCUGUCCAAGAUGCACAUUCCUGGGGCGCAAGGCUGGGAGGAGAAAACUGGCUGAUGUUGCUGUGUCGUUUGGUAAGUUCCUGAGUGUCUGGCUAGUUGCACUCAGUACAGUGCAGCCAGGAGUGACUUUGAAGGCUGGUGGCUGUGUGUGAGCAGAGCGUGGAGGGGUUUGUUGUUCACACAGGGAAGCAUCAGGGUGGAUUUGAUUUAAAACACUAGUCAGGAAGACUCCAUUUAAUCAUGGUUUUCUACAUAAAAAUAUAUUCUUUUUGGGUGUUAUAACCUUAGUACAUAUUGUU
Molecule: messenger RNA, 589 nt
Organism: Mauremys reevesii (Reeves's turtle)
Lineage: Eukaryota; Metazoa; Chordata; Testudines; Geoemydidae
Product: zinc finger protein 251-like
Exons: 3
Coding region: 38-442 (134 amino acids)
Biological process (GO): regulation of DNA-templated transcription
Source: RefSeq, a predicted model, not a curated record